CACAGAUUCCUUUCACAGAGUCUCAUAAAACCACUUAGAAACUGCUGAAUGUGUUCUAGAGCAGACAAUAGUUUACACGAAAUCAGCGAGUGUGACUUCCUUGAAGAAAGUGAAAACGCUGGACGACGCCGACAGGCUUGGCCUUGCUCUGUGGUUAUGUCAUCGAGUAACCGGCCGUCGAGCUGAGGAGACAGCUAGUAGUCUCGGCAAACUCCUCAGCAUGACUCCGUUCGUUUACGUGCUCUUGUUCUUGACUGCAAAUGAAGUGAUGGCUGAGAAGAGUAAGGAAGAGAAAUGCGGUUUGCCAAGCAAUAUAGCCACACUUCCCGACUAUGCCCAAGUAGAACUUAGAGACCUUUGGAAAAGCUACGUCGAAGGAGAGCCGUGCGAGAAAGAGCUGAUAAUUCAGCAAGAUGUGCUCAACGUUGUCAACACAUUCAGCAAGGAUUUGAAGGGUGGUAGUGAGUUAUUUGUAAUGAUUUUUUUGACGAUGUAUGAUCUCUGA
Molecule: messenger RNA, 505 nt
Organism: Cylicostephanus goldi
Lineage: Eukaryota; Metazoa; Nematoda; Chromadorea; Rhabditida; Strongylidae
Source: the annotation of a GenBank genome assembly